CACAUUUAACUCCGCCAUCUUUAAAUGGGCUGCUUGUGUAUUGACGGAGUUUCUCUUACCACAACUUCAGUCGGAAGUCUUCAAGAUAACAAAGGGUGUCGUCGAGCAGCCCCCAAAGCAGACAUGGACGAGUCUCCCGCCGAGGACCGCCGACUGGACUUCAUUGAAGACUACGUGCUGAGGACUCUUCAAGUUAAACACGACCGCUGGCAGAAGUGCGUGUCCUGCGAGGAGAACUUGCGUGUCCUGCAGGACUUCCUGGACGCAACGGGACAGGGGAGCUUAGUGGUUUCUGUGACCGCUGCUGGACUUCUGCAGCCCGCCGCUGGAUUCACUUUCCAGUCCGGAAUUAAAGCGGUCUACUUUCUAAAGACGAGGAACACACAGCUUAGUCCGGACCGGAUGAAUGACUUCCUGGUCUGUGGGGACUUGUCCUACGCGCCGUUGGACCACUUGUCUGUCCUGGUUGACGAGGUUGUGGCCCCAUUGCUUUCCAACAGCAGCAACCACACUGAAUGGCCUCAGGUAGUGUCCCAAGAAGUCAGACACCUCAUACACUCCCUCAAGAGCAAUGUGUUUGUGGUGUCGGGCCAAGUGCAAGGCAAGACACUCCUGUCACUUCCUGUUGGUUUUGAGGGAAGGGGAAAAGCCGCCUUGGAGACAGACAAGAGGGGGGAAAUAGUAGAUAAAAGCAUCAUCCACUCCUUGGAGUCAGCAGUGAUUGAGUGGAGCCAUCAGAUCCGUGCAGUGGUGAAACAAGACUCGGCAAAGCUUUUGGUUGAAGGCAAAAACCCAACACCGAACACAGAACUGCUCCUUUGGAAGAACAGAUGUGCUGAUUUGGAGUGCAUUUACUCCCAGUUAACAUCACACAAAGGGAACAAAAUGAAGAUUUUUCUGGAUGCUGUGGAGAGCAGCUAUUCCCUAGCUUUUCAAAACAUCCUGCGGGAUGUCCUUGCAGCGUUGGAGGAAGCAAAGGACAUCUGCACCUACUUGACACCACUGCAGCACCUGAUUGAGGACAUGGAGAAUAGAGAAUUUUCUGAUGUCAAGGGUCAAAUAGGCCCAAUGAUGCACACCGUGUGCCUUGUGUGGGCAAACUCUAGAUACUACAACACCCCAGCACGACUCAUUGUUCUACUGCAAGAGAUCUGCAAUGUUUUCAUCCAACAGGCUCGGGGUUAUUUGGUGCCUGAGGAACUUUUCAAAGGAGAGGUUUCUGAGAGUCUCUUGAAAGUUCAGACCAGCCUAAACAUCUUGGAGCUAUUCGAGAGCACCUACAAUGAUCGAAGAGCCAAUCUGGACCAAUACCAGAGGAACGGAAGCAUGGUAAAACCCUGGGAUUUUUCCCCUGCUUUGGUUUUCUCUGGACUUGAUCACUUCAUCCAUAGAGUCAAGGCUGCAGAAGACAUUCUUUUGACGGCCGCAAACUUGUUCAAGCUUGAGAAAUUGGAAAUUGGAGGUGUUCAAGGUCGAGCACUCAGCCAGCAGGUCCAGCUACUCUACCAGGAUUUUAUAGAGCGUUUCAAGAUCUUUACAGAGAAGCCCUAUGAUUUAGACUUCCUAGACCUCAACAAUAAGGAGUUUGAGGAAGAUGUGAGAGACUUCAAACUAAUGGUGGAUGACACAGACCGACGACUAGGAGCCAUCUUCUGUCACACCUUUGACGAUGCUUCUGGAUUGGAGCAUGCCUUUAAGGUUCUGGAUAUGUUUGGUGGCUUGCUGGAGCGCCCCCUGGUAGCACAAGAUGCGUUGGACAUAUACCCUCACUUAGUGAACAUGUUUGGCAAGGAUCUAGACUGCUGCAAAGACCUCUACUGCAGGCAUAUUAAGACUGCAAAUGAACUGGUCAGUAAGAAUAUGCCAGAAGUUGCUGGAAGGCUGAGAUGGGCCCAGGAGUUGCAGCUGCGAAUCCAGACAUCUUUCUCCAAAUUCAGACACCUCUCCUACCCGUGCCUCGAGUCUGCACAAGGAGUCCGGGUCAUUCAGAAGUAUGAGGAGAUGAUGCAACUUCUUGACAGCUUCUGUACCAGUUUGCAUGCCACAUGGACAAGGACUGUGGAUGACAAUUGUCAUAUCAACCUCAGUCUGCCACUGAUCUGCAGAGACAUAUCCUCGCAGCUGAUAUCAGUGAACUUCAACUCACAGCUUGCAACAGUGCUGAGGGAAGUCAAGUACAUGGAAGCUGCACGCACUGAAGCUAUCCCUGAAUCUGCAAUGCAGGUUUAUAACACCAGGUGGCAACUGUGGCAGUAUGUGGGCAGCCUGGAGCUCGCUGCAGGCCAAUACAACAAGGUGAUUCAGUCUGUGCUCGACAUAGAGAAUCCCCUAAUUCAGAGCCAGCUCAGGGAUAUUGACAACCAGCUAAAAAAGGCAGAAGAGGGUCUGAGCUGGAACUGCCAAGGCAUUUGGCAGUAUAUUCAAGAGUUGCGCUAUUCUGUGUGUGACCUGGAGAGCCGACUCCAAACGACCAAAGACAAUGUGGAGGAGAUCCAGACCUGUAUCAAGUCCUGGGCAAGUCCCAUAUUUGACAGGAAGGAUGGUAAAAAAGAUACUUUGCUCAGUCUGGAGGAUCGCGCUGAAAGGCUAGACUGGUUUUAUAGUAUGAUACGAUUAUGUGGAGAGAAGAUCCACUUCCUCAUUAAGAGGAAUCUUGAGCUUUUUAGGACAGAUCCAUCCUCAGAUGAAUGGAAAGCCUAUGUGGAGUACAUGGACGACAUGGUCAUCAACGGAUUCUAUAAUUGCAUUGAGUGCUCACUCAAGUUCUUCCUGGAUAAUACUGACGAAAAAAACGUUCCCGUGCCUCUUUUUGAGGCCAAACUGGAUCUGAAAGUUCCUGACAUGGUGUUUAUUCCCUCUCUGGAGUUUGGAGAAAGAGACAGUUUGUUUGAGCUGGUGGAGAGUCUCAUCCAUUCUGUGUUCAAGGUGUCUUCACUGGUGCCACGCCUCGCUCAGCACUGUCCCUACCCUCACUACCAGGCGGACAUGGAAGACAUGGCUGACUUGGCAGACAUGCGUCACCUCCUCAUGGAUCGCGUCCAGAGCGUCAUGGCGACUUGCUGUGUGUUCCACAACUCUUUAGAGCGGUACAGCUACCUGUAUGUAGAUGACAGGAACGAGGUCCUGCGUUACUUCCUCCGAUAUGGCCACAUUUUGACCAGCCAUGAGAUGGAGGUUCAAGCUGACGUUGGUAUCCUAGAAAGACCACCAACACUCCAUGACUUUAAACAGCAGGUGGACAGGUAUGAGAAGAUCUAUGAAGAAUUGCAGAGUCUGGAGCCAGUGAAUGUCUUUCAUUGCUGGAUGCGGGUAGAUGGGCGUGGCAUGAAGGUAGCCUUGCGCAACAUCGUCAAGAAAUGGAGCUUCAUGUUCAAACAGCACCUCAUUGACCAUGUAAUUAACAGUCUGUCAGAUCUUGAGAAUUUCAUCAUCAUGACUGAGACUGGUCUGAGCCAGCAAGUGGACAAAGGGGACUACAACACACUGGUGGGAGUGAUCGGACACCUCCUGGCAGUCAAGGAGAGACAGCACAGUGCAGACAUGAUGUUUGAACCACUGCAGCAAACUAUUGCUUUGCUAAAGGACUAUGAACAGGAAGUCCCUAAUGUUGUACACAAACAGUUGGAAGAAUUGCCGGAAAAGUGGACCAACGUGAAAAAGAAUGCUAUGCUUGUCAAACAGCAGGUGGCCCCGCUGCAAGCCAUUGAAGUGGCAAAUUUACGUAGAAAGUGUGCUUCAUUUGAGGUGACGCAACACACCUUCAAGGAGCAUUUUCGCAACAAUGCGCCUUUCAGAUUUGACAGCAAGAAUCCACACCAGAUGUUGGAUUCAUUCCAUGGUCAGAUCCAAGAACAGGAGUCAGUGAUGACCUCCCUGGUGGAGUCUGCUGUCUUGUUUGAAGUCACAGUCUCUGAGUACAAACAGCUCCAACAAUGCAGGCGUGAGAUAGGUCUGCUAAAGGCCCUGUGGGACAUGAUCACUGUGGUGGAAUCCUGCAUGGCGGCAUGGAAAAUGACCCCCUGGAGAGAAAUUAAUGUGGAGGACAUGGAGCUUCAGUGCAAAUGCUUCUCCAAAGAUAUUCGGGGACUGGAUAAGGAGGUUCGAGGGUGGGAAGUCUUCACAGGUUUGGACAGCAGGGUGAAGAACCUCCUCAUUUCCCUGCGGGUCGUGGCAGAGCUCCAGAACCCAGCAAUACGACCGAGACACUGGCAUCAGCUAAUGGCUGCUACUGGAGUCCGUUUCACCAUGGAUCAGGAAACAACUCUGGCUGUCCUGCUUGAACUGAACCUGCAUUGUUUUGAAGAGGAGGUGCGAGGGAUCGUAGACAAAGCUGUCAAAGAGAUGGGAAUGGAGAAAGUUCUCUCAGAGCUCAACUCCACAUGGACAGGUAUGCAAUUCCAGUACGAGCCUCACCUUGGCACUCAAGUUCCCCUGCUACGCUCAGACGAUGAGCUCAUCGAGAUUCUGGAAGACAACCAAGUGCAGUUACAGAACCUCAUGUCUUCUAAGCACAUCCCCCACUUCCUGGAUGAAGUGGCAACUUGGCAGCGCAAGCUGUCUGUGGCCGAUUCAGUCAUCUCCAUUUGGUUUGAGGUGCAACGGACUUGGAUCCACCUGGAGAGCAUCUUCAUUGGCUCAGAGGACAUACGCUCACAACUGCCUGAGGACUCCAAGCGCUUCGAAGGUAUUGAUGCCGAUUUCAAAGAGCUGGCUAACGCUAUGCAUCAAACGCCCAACGUAGUGGAGGCCACCAGUAGACCUGGUCUGUUCAACAAACUUGAGGACAUACAGUUCAGGCUCUCCUUGUGCGAAAAAGCCCUAGCAGAGUAUCUGGAUACCAAGCGACUGGCCUUCCCUCGAUUUUACUUCAUCUCUUCAGCCGAUCUCUUAGAUAUCCUGUCUAAUGGGACCAACCCACACCAGGUUCAAAAGCAUCUGUCUAAGCUGUUCGACAACAUAAGUCAACUGCGGUUGGAAGCAGUUGGGCAGGGGAAUCCUCCUCAGAUUGGUGUGGGCAUGUACAGCAAAGAACAAGAGUAUGUCACCUUUAAUCAGCCCUGCGAUUGUUCUGGACAGGUGGAGGUUUGGUUGAACCGGGUAUUAGACACCAUGCGCUCCACUGUUCGUCAUGAGAUGACAGAGGCAGUUACCACCUAUGAGGAAAAACCCAGAGAACAGUGGUUGUUCGAUUAUCCAGCUCAGGUGGCUUUGACCUGCACUCAGAUCUGGUGGACAUCAGAUGUGGGCAUGGCUUUUGCCCGUCUAGAGGAAGGCUAUGACGGCGCACUAAAGGAGUGUUAUAAGAAGCAGGUGUCUCAUCUCAACACCCUUAUUUCAAUGCUAAUUGGCCAGCUUUCACCUGGAGAUCGGCAGAAGGUUAUGACCAUCUGCACUAUCGAUGUCCACGCCAGAGACGUGGUUGCCAAGAUGAUUGCUCAGAAGGUGGAGAAUUCACAGGCAUUCGUGUGGCUUUCCCAGCUGAGGCACCAUUGGAAUGAAAAUGAAAAGCACUGUUUUGCAAAAAUCUGCGAUGCAAAGUUCCUCUACUCCUAUGAGUACCUGGGUAACACGCCUAGAUUGGUCAUCACGCCUCUAACAGACAGGUGUUACAUCACCCUGACUCAGUCCCUCCACCUGACUAUGAGCGGCGCUCCGGCCGGCCCUGCAGGAACAGGGAAAACUGAGACAACCAAAGACCUGGGGCGAGCACUUGGAAUCAUGGUCUACGUGUUUAACUGCUCUGAGCAAAUGGACUACAAGUCCUGUGGAAACAUCUAUAAAGGUCUGGCUCAGACAGGCACGUGGGGCUGUUUUGAUGAAUUUAACAGGAUCUCAGUGGAGGUGCUGUCUGUGGUAGCAGUGCAGGUUAAAAGUAUUCAGGAUGCCAUCCGGGAUAAGAAACAGAGGUUUAUUUUAAUGGGCGAAGAGGUAAACCUUUGCCCCACUGUCGGCAUCUUCAUCACGAUGAAUCCAGGCUACGCUGGUCGGGCAGAGCUUCCUGAGAACCUGAAGGCACUGUUCAGACCGUGUGCCAUGGUGGUCCCAGACUUUGAGCUGAUUUGUGAAAUCAUGUUGGUGGCCGAGGGCUUCCUAUGUGCCCGGGUCCUUGCCAGGAAGUUUAUCACACUCUACACACUUUGCAAAGAGCUACUUUCAAAACAGGACCACUAUGAUUGGGGCCUUCGAGCCAUCAAAUCCGUGCUAGUCGUCGCUGGCUCUCUAAAGAGAAGUGAUCCCGGCCGAGCUGAGGAUCAAGUACUUAUGAGAGCACUGAGAGACUUCAACAUCCCUAAAAUUGUGACCGACGACAUGCCUGUGUUCAUGGGGCUGAUAGGGGACCUGUUUCCUGCCCUGGAUGUACCAAGGAAAAGAGACCUGGACUUUGAGAAGCAUGUCCAUGAAUCUGUUCUCGACUUGAAGUUACAGGCUGAAGACAAUUUUGUGCUAAAGGUGGUGCAGUUGGAAGAACUUUUGGCUGUGCGGCACUCCGUGUUUGUGAUUGGGAAUGCCGGCACUGGGAAGAGCCAGGUGCUGAGGUCCCUCCAUAGAAACUACCAGAAUAUGAAAUGUCGACCCGUGUGGGUGGACCUUAACCCAAAAGCUGUGACAAAUGAUGAGCUUUUUGGCAUCAUCAACCCAGCAACUAGAGAAUGGAAAGAUGGUCUAUUUUCUUGUAUAAUGCGUGAAUUGGUCAACAUUAGUCAUAGUGGUCCAAAGUGGAUAGUUUUGGAUGGAGACAUUGACCCAAUGUGGAUUGAGUCACUUAACACCGUCAUGGAUGACAACAAGGUUCUGACACUGGCCAGUAAUGAGCGGAUACCGCUAAACUCCACUAUGAGACUGCUCUUUGAGAUCAGCCAUCUGCGUACAGCUACUCCUGCAACUGUGUCUAGAGCAGGAAUCCUCUACAUAAACCCAACAGACCUUGGUUGGAACCCAUUGGUGUCCAGCUGGAUUGACAAAAGGGAGGUGCAAUCAGAGAAGGCUAACCUCACCAUUCUGUUUGACAAAUACCUUCCAACAUGUCUGGAUGCUCUGCGAUUAAGGUUUAAAAAGAUUAUCCCCAUUCCUGAGCAGAGUAUGGUCCAGAUGCUUUGCUACUUGCUGGAGUGUUUGCUUACUGAAGAAAAUACCCCACCAGACUGUGCCAAGGAACUUUAUGAGCUGUAUUUUGUUUUUGCUGCCAUCUGGGCCUUUGGGGGAGCCUUGUUCCAAGAACAGCUAGUCGACCACAGAGUGGAAUUCAGCAAGUGGUGGGUGGCCGAGUUCAAAACCAUCAAGUUCCCAUCUCAGGGCACAGUCUUCGAUUACUUCAUCGACCCAGAGAGCAAAAAGUUUGAACCCUGGACAAAAAUGGUGCCCAAGUUUCAGAUGGAUGCAGAUACGCCACUGCAGGCGUGCCUGGUUCACACGGUGGAGACGAUCCGAGUCCGUUACCUCAUGGACUGUCUGCUGGAACACCGUCGACCCGUCAUGCUGGUUGGGAAUGCUGGGACCGGAAAGUCUGUCUUAGUUGGAGACAAACUUUCAUCAUUAGACCCUGACAAGUACAUGGUUAAAAAUGUUCCCUUCAACUAUUACACCACAUCUGCAAUGCUGCAAGCUGUGUUGGAAGGGCCCCUUGAGAAAAAGGCUGGACGCAAAUAUGGACCUCCCGGCAACAGAAGAUUGGUUUACUUCAUAGAUGACUUGAAUAUGCCUGAGGUGGACGCAUAUGGCACAGUCCAACCUCACACACUUAUACGCCAACACAUGGACUAUAACCACUGGUAUGACCGUAAUAAGCUCCUUUUGAAGGAAAUACAAAGGGUUCAGUAUGUGUCCUGUAUGAACCCAACAGCCGGAAGCUUCACCAUCAAUCCAAGGCUGCAGCGCCACUUCUCGGUCAUUGCCCUUUCUUUCCCUGGAGCUGAAGCCCUUACCACAAUCUACACUUCAAUCCUGUGGCAACACCUGCAAAAGGAUGGGUUUUCCUCCGCUGUACGGAAGAAUAGCUCAGCCGUGGUCCAGUUAGCCCUGGCUCUGCAUUCGUGUGUGGCCUCAACCUUCCUCCCCACUGCAGUCAAAUUCCACUACGUCUUCAACCUGCGAGACCUUUCCAACAUCUUCCAGGGCAUUCUCUUCAGUACAUGGGAGUGCCUGAAAACCCCUGUGGACCUGCUGAAAAUCUACAUGCACGAGUCGAACCGCGUCUACAGAGACAAGCUUGUUGAAGAGAAGGACUUCCUCGUCUUUGAUAAGCUGCAGGCAGACAUGCUUAAAAAGUUCUUUGAGGACAUGGAGGAGACUCUAGAACAGACCCGGGUGAUGAACCUGUACUGCCACUUUGCCCACGGCCUGGGGGAGGCCAGGUACAUGGCUGUGGAGUCCUGGAGCAGCCUCAAUAAAACACUGCUGGAGGUACUGGACAGCUACAAUGAGGUCAACGCCACGCUCAAUCUGGUGCUGUUUGAGGACGCUAUGGCUUACAUCUGCCGUAUAAAUCGAAUCCUGGAGUCUCCGCGGGGUAACGCACUGCUGGUUGGAGUAGGCGGCAGUGGCAAGCAGAGUCUGACCCGACUGGCUGCCUUCAUCUCCAAUCUAGAGGUUUUCCAGAUCACUUUAAGGAAAGGAUACAGCAUCACUGACCUCAAAAGUGACCUGGCUUCGCUCUACAUCAAAGCUGGCGUGAAAAAUAUUGGCACUGUGUUCCUAAUGACUGAUGCCCAAGUGGCAGAUGAGAGGUUCCUCGUUCUGGUCAACGAUCUGUUGGCAUCGGGGGAAAUUCCGGACCUAUUCCCAGACGAUGAGGUGGAGAACAUCAUUGGCAGCAUGAGGCCAGAGGUGCGCAGCUCAGGAUUGAUGGAUACAAGAGAAAACUGCUGGAAGUUCUUCAUCGAUCGCAUUCGAAGACAGCUCAAGGUUGCUCUGUGUUUCUCUCCGGUUGGUAGUAAGCUGAGGCUCCGUAGCAGGAAGUUUCCCGCUGUGGUGAACUUUACAGCUAUCGUCUGGUUCCAUGAAUGGCCGCAGGAGGCGUUGGAGUCAGUCAGCCUCAAUUUUCUGCAGGACGUGGAUAAUAUCGACCCGGAAGUGAAGGAGUCUGUCAGUAAAUUUAUGGCACACGUCCACAUGAGUGUCAACCAGACAUCAAAGGAGUGCCUAGCCGUGGAGCGGCGCUACAACUACACCACGCCAAAGUCUUUCCUGGAACAGAUAAAACUGUACCGCAGUCUGCUGGGACAGAGGUGUAAAGACCUUAGCAACAAGAUCGAACGGCUGGAGAAUGGCUUGCAGAAACUCAGCUGCACUGCUGCUCAGGUUGACGACCUCAAGGCCAAGUUAGCGGCCCAAGAAGUGGAACUCAAGCAGAAGAAUGAAGAUGCCGACAAUCUGAUCAAGGUGGUUGGAAUAGAAACUGAGAAGGUGUCCAAGGAAAAAGCAGUGGCUGAUGAGGAAGAAGAAAAAGUGGCAGCUAUUGCUGUUGUGGUCAGUGGCAAGCAAAAAGACUGUGAAGAGGAUCUGGCUAAGGCUGAACCGGCUCUGACUGCAGCACAGGAUGCACUUAACACUCUCAAUAAAAACAACCUAACGGAGUUGAAGUCAUUCGGCUCUCCGGUGGCAGCGGUCACCAACGUCACGGCGGCCGUCAUGGUAUUAAUGGCGCCUGGCGGCAAAGUCCCAAAGGAUCGCAGCUGGAAGGCUGGAAAGGUUAUGAUGGCAAAAGUGGACGCGUUUCUUGAUUCCCUCAUACAUUUCAAAAAGGAGAAUAUUCCAGAAGCAUGUUUGAAAGCUGUCCAGCCUUACUUGCAGGAUCCAGAGUUCCAACCAGAACUGAUUGCAGCAAAGUCAUACGCAGCAGCAGGGCUUUGCUCCUGGGUUUUGAACAUAGUUAAGUUCUACAGAGUUUAUUGCGAGGUGGAGCCCAAACGUCAGGCUCUGAGUAAGGCCAACGCGGAACUGGCUGCUGCUCAGGGGAAACUCGCCACCAUCAAAACCAAGAUCAAUCACCUUAAUGAGAACCUGGCCAAGCUCACAGCAAAGUUUGAAAAAGCUACUGCAGACAAGCUUAAGUGCCAACAGGAAGCAGAAUCGACCACACACACCAUUUCCCUGGCCAACCGCCUGGUGGGGGGCCUCGCAUCAGAGAAUGUUCGCUGGGCAGAGGCCAUCAAGAAUUUCAGGGAACAAGAGAGGACUCUGUGUGGAGACGUCCUGCUUAUAACUGCUUUUAUCUCCUACCUUGGCUACUUCACCAAACCCUACAGGUUACGACUGAUGGACGAAACCUGGAGGCCUUAUCUUAGUCAGCUGACGGUUCCUAUCCCGAUAACCCCCAAGUUGGAUCCUAUCACCAUGCUCACGGAUGAUGCCGACAUUGCUAUGUGGCAGAACGAGGGGUUACCUGCAGACAGGAUGUCCACUGAGAAUGCCACCAUUCUCGUUUCUUGCCAGCGCUGGCCUCUCAUGGUAGACCCUCAGCUGCAGGGCAUUAAGUGGAUCAAAAACAAAUAUAGUGAACAUCUGCAUGUCAUUCGCAUUGGACAGAGGGGGUACCUGGACACCAUAGAGAGAGCACUUGUACAAGGCGAUGUGGUUCUGCUAGAGAACUUGGAUGAAAACCUGGAUCCUGUUCUUGGACCUCUUCUAGGCAGAGAAACCAUCAAAAAGGGGAGAUACAUAAAGAUUGGUGACAAGGAGUGUGAGUACAACCACACGUUCCGCCUCAUUCUGCACACCAAGCUUGCAAGUCCUCAUUACCAGCCGGAGCUGCAGGCCCAGUGCACUUUGAUAGACUUCACUGUGACAAGAGACGGGCUGGAGGACCAGCUGUUGGCCGUUGUGGUCAGCAUGGAGAGACCUGACCUGGAGGAGCUGAAGUCCAACCUCACAAAGCAGCAAAAUGGUUUCAAGAUCACUCUGAAGAUGCUGGAGGACAACCUGCUCUCUCACUUGUCUUCAGCUUCAGGAAACUUCCUGGGUGACACAGAGCUAGUGCAAAACCUGGAGACAACCAAACGCACAGCUGCUGAUAUUGAAGAAAAGGUAAAAGAAGCGAAGGUGACAGAAGCCAAAAUCAACGAGGCUCGGGAGCACUACAGACCAGUAGCAGUCCGGGCUUCGUUAUUGUACUUCAUAAUGAACGACCUCAAUAAAAUACACCCCAUGUACCAGUUCUCUCUCAAGGCUUUCAGUGUCGUUUUCCAGAAGGCAGUUCUGAAGGCUGAAGCCGACGAGGAUCUGAAGCAGCGGGUGUCCAAUUUAAUUGAAAAUAUCACGUCUUCAGUUUUCCAGUACACAACCAGAGGCUUGUUUGAGUGUGACAAGAUCACAUACAUUGCUCAGCUUGCUUUCCAGAUUUUAUUGAUGAAUAGAGAGAUAAAUCCUGCUGAGCUGGAUUUUCUUCUGAGAUACCCUGUCCUGCCUGGUGUAACAUCACCAGUGGAUUUCCUGUCCAGUCACUCCUGGGGAGGGAUCAAGUCCUUGUGCUCCAUGGAUGAGUUCAAGAACCUGGACCGAGACAUUGAGGGCUCGGCCAAACGCUGGAAGAAAUUUGUGGAGUCUGAGUGUCCGGAAAAAGAAAAAUUCCCGCAGGAGUGGAAGAACAAAACCCCUCUUCAGAAGCUGUGCAUAAUGAGGGCCCUGCGACCCGACCGCAUGACAUAUGCUGUGAGAGACUUUGCGGAGGAGAAACUGGGGGCCAAGUACGUGAUUGGCAGAUCUCUGGACUUUGCUGCGUCCUUUGAAGAGUCAGGUCCAGCAACGCCCAUGUUCUUCAUCCUCUCUCCUGGAGUCGAUCCUUUGAAGGAUGUAGAGAAACACGGAAAGAAGCUUGGUUUUACAUUUAACAAUAACAACUUCCACAACGUGUCACUGGGCCAAGGUCAGGAGGUUGUAGCUGAACAAGCCCUUGAAUUGGCGGUUAAGAGUGGCCAUUGGGUCAUAUUGCAGAAUAUCCAUCUGGUUGCACGCUGGCUAAGCAAACUGGAAAAACUUCUCGAAAAGCGAGCAGAGGGAAGCCAUGAGAACUUCCGGGUGUUUGUCAGCGCCGAGCCUUCAUCCACUCCUGAGGGUCACAUCAUCCCACAGGGAAUCUUAGAGAAUUCUAUCAAGAUAACCAGCGAGCCACCAACAGGCAUGCAUGCCAACCUGCACAAGGCCCUGGACAACUUCAACCAGGACACACUGGAAAUGUGUGCUCGGGAGAAUGAGUUUAAGAGUAUUCUUUUCGCUCUGUGCUACUUCCAUGCUGUGGUAGCAGAGAGGAGGAAGUUUGGUCCUCAAGGCUGGAACCGAUCGUACCCUUUUAACACCGGAGACCUCACAAUAUCUGUUAGUGUCCUCUACAACUACCUGGAGGCGACUCCCAAGGUUCCCUAUGAUGAUUUGCGUUACCUCUUUGGAGAGAUCAUGUAUGGAGGUCACAUCACAGACGACUGGGACCGCCGUCUGUGUUCAACCUACCUGGAGGAGUUCAUCAAGCCUGAGAUGUUGGAAGGGGAGCUAUUACUUGCACCUGGCUUCCCUUUGCCCGGAAACAUGGACUAUAAUGGCUAUCACCAGUAUAUUGAUGACACCUUACCUGCAGAAUCGCCCUAUCUGUAUAGCCUUCAUCCCAAUGCUGAGAUUGGCUUCCUCACGCAAACUUCUGAGAAGCUUUUCCACACAGUGUUGGAGUUGCAGCCCAGGGAUGGAGGAGGCGGUGAGGGAGGAGGGAUGACUCGAGAGGAGAAGGUGCGUUCAGAGCUGGAAGAGAUUAUGGAGAAACUCCCUGAGGAGUUCAACAUGGCAGAGUUGCUGGGUAAAGCUGAGGAGAGGACUCCAUAUCAGGUGGUGAUGCUCCAAGAAUGUGAACGCAUGAAUAUCCUCACCCAAGAAAUUAGACGUUCCCUCAAUGAGCUCAGCUUAGGUCUAAAGGGAGAACUAACCAUGACCAAUGAUAUGGAAAACCUUCAGAAUGCUAUAUUUCUGGUGAUGGUGCCAGAUACUUGGACCAAGCGUGCUUACCCUUCCAUGUCUGGACUGGUUUUGUGGUUCACUGACCUGCUGGCCAGAAUCAAAGAGCUGGAUGUUUGGUCAACUGACUUUGUCUUGCCCUCCGCGGUUUGGCUGGCUGGCUUCUUCAACCCCCAAUCUUUCCUCACUGCAAUCAUGCAGGCCAUGGCUCGCAGAAAUGAGUGGCCUUUGGAUAGCAUGAGUCUACAGUGUGAUGUCACCAAGAAAUAUCGUGAAGACCUAACGUCACCACCUCGCGAAGGGGCUUAUGUUCAUGGGCUUUACAUGGAGGGUGCUCGCUGGGACACACAGACUGGCUUGAUUGUGGACGCACGCCUGCAAGAGCUCACCCCCACCAUGCCAGUCAUCUUCAUCCGAGCCAUGCCUGUGGACAAACAGGAUAUCAGAAACGUGUACCGAUGUCCUGUUUACAAGACUCGCCAAAGGGGGCCCACGCACGUCUGGACUUUCAACCUGAAGACCAAAGAAAAACCCUCGAAGUGGACUCUAGCUGGAGUGGCUUUGCUACUGCAAAUCUAGGAUUCCAGUUGCUUUUAUUAUUGUGCAUUUGUCCUGGCUUAAGACCAGACCUGGACAUCUCCAAUGAAUGUUGGCACCCUGACGUCUGCAAAAUAGGCAGCGGUGCGUACAAUUACACCACUAGAGCCUCAUCGCCCACACUGAGAUGCCAAAUAUAAAACCCGGGCCAAAUUAUUUUGGGAAGAAAUGUUUUUUACCCCCCAUAUUGGGACGAUGCAGUUUUUUAUUUUAUAAUAUGGGUUUCAGUUUUGUUGUUCUUUUCCAUAACACAACAAAUGAUUUUGAUAUGGCUCACACUAUUCCAAAUAUUUCUUAUAAAAACGGUCUCUCCAUAUGCCAGUCCUAUUUCUUCAAAUAAUUAAAACGUUGUGUGACUUAAAAUCUGUUUUUUUAACUGCCUUAAUGGAAACACAAGAUUAGAGCUUUGCCCAAGUGCAUUUAAGUCGGUUGUUUUAAUUGGCCCACAAUGAAAGAAUAUUUGAGACACAAAU
Messenger RNA from Entelurus aequoreus (snake pipefish), 14003 nucleotides. RefSeq names its product dynein, axonemal, heavy chain 9 (gene dnah9). The transcript is spliced from 80 exons. The coding region runs from base 25 to 13512 and encodes 4495 amino acids. NCBI's taxonomy places the organism in Eukaryota, Metazoa, Chordata, Actinopteri, Syngnathiformes, Syngnathidae. Gene Ontology annotation, cellular component: dynein complex. Gene Ontology annotation, biological process: microtubule-based movement. Gene Ontology annotation, molecular function: minus-end-directed microtubule motor activity; ATP hydrolysis activity; dynein intermediate chain binding. The record is from RefSeq and is a predicted model, not a curated record.